This is a messenger RNA of Equus caballus (horse), 3629 nucleotides long. RefSeq names its product mitogen-activated protein kinase kinase kinase 11 (gene MAP3K11). Gene Ontology annotation, cellular component: cytoplasm. The record is from RefSeq and is a predicted model, not a curated record. Gene Ontology annotation, biological process: signal transduction; protein phosphorylation. Lineage: Eukaryota; Metazoa; Chordata; Mammalia; Perissodactyla; Equidae. Gene Ontology annotation, molecular function: MAP kinase kinase kinase activity; protein binding; ATP binding.
GGAAGAAGAGAACGGGGUUGGAGCCGUCGGGCUGAGGGAGCCGGGCCGGGAAGAGGCAGCUCGGCCCAACUAGGGACGCUCCAGCCACCCCCUGUGCAAAAAAACCUAACCGGAAUCCAGGCGCUGCCCCUCGCUGGCACCACCUUACACUUGGCGGGUGCCAGAGCCAGGCUCCCAGGACUGCUCCGGAACUGAGGGACGCCCUGGCCCCUCCGAGCUAGCCAUGGUGAGACGCCGGAGGCCCCGGGGUCCCACCCCGGGAGCCUGACCACACUGCCCUGGGGUGCCGUCCUCUAGAAGCCCGAGAUGCGGGGGGCCGGGAGGCGACACUCCUGGCUCCCCAGAGAGGCGUGGGUCUGGGGCUGAGGGCCAGGGCCCGGAUGCCCAAGUUCCGGGACUAGGGCCUCGGCAGCCAGCAGGGGUGGGGACCAGGGACACCCAGGGAAGGUCCCCCACACGCCCCAACGCCGGCUCCCAGCCAUGGAGCCCUUGAAGAACCUCUUCCUCAAGAGCCCACUGGGGUCAUGGAACAGCGGGGGCGGUGGGGGCGGUGGGGGCAGCAGCGGAGGAGGCUGGCCGGAGGGGUCCCCGAAGGCAGCGGCUUAUGCCAACCCUGUGUGGACAGCCCUGUUCGACUAUGAGCCCAGUGGGCAGGAUGAGCUGGCCCUGCGGAAGGGUGACCGUGUGGAGGUGCUGUCCCGGGAUGCAGCUAUCUCAGGCGAUGAGGGCUGGUGGGCGGGCCAGGUGGGCGGACAGGUGGGCAUCUUUCCAUCCAACUAUGUGUCUCGGGGCGGCGGCCCGCCCCCCUGCGAGGUGGCCAGCUUCCAGGAGCUGCGCCUGGAGGAGGUGAUCGGCAUUGGUGGCUUCGGCAAGGUAUACCGCGGCAGCUGGCGAGGUGAGCUGGUGGCUGUGAAGGCAGCUCGUCAGGACCCUGAUGAGGACAUCAGUGUGACAGCUGAGAGUGUGCGCCAGGAGGCCCGGCUUUUUGCCAUGCUGGCACACCCCAACAUCAUUGCCCUCAAGGCCGUGUGCCUGGAGGAGCCCAACCUGUGCCUGGUGAUGGAGUACGCGGCCGGUGGGCCCCUCAGCCGUGCCCUGGCUGGGCGGCGUGUGCCCCCCCAUGUGCUGGUCAACUGGGCCGUGCAAAUUGCCCGUGGGAUGCACUACCUGCACUGCGAGGCCCUGGUGCCUGUCAUCCACCGAGACCUCAAGUCCAACAACACUGAGCCUGGAGCACCCACAGUCCUGCCCUCCUCUUCCCCAGUUCUGCUGCUACAGCCCAUUGAGGGAGACGACAUGGAGCACAAGACCCUGAAGAUCACGGACUUUGGCCUGGCCCGCGAGUGGCACAAAACCACGCAAAUGAGUGCUGCGGGCACCUAUGCCUGGAUGGCUCCCGAGGUUAUCAAGGCCUCCACCUUCUCUAAGGGCAGCGAUGUCUGGAGCUUUGGAGUGCUGCUGUGGGAAUUGCUGACUGGGGAGGUGCCCUACCGUGGCAUCGACUGCCUUGCUGUGGCCUACGGAGUGGCAGUUAACAAACUCACAUUGCCUAUCCCAUCCACCUGCCCCGAGCCCUUCGCACAGCUUAUGGCCGACUGCUGGGCGCAGGACCCCCACCGCAGGCCCGACUUCGCUUCCAUCCUACAGCAGUUGGAGGCACUAGAGGCGCAGGUCCUGCGGGAAAUGCCGCGGGACUCCUUCCAUUCCAUGCAGGAAGGCUGGAAGCGUGAGAUCCAAGGCCUCUUCGAUGAGCUGCGGGCCAAGGAAAAGGAACUACUGAGCCGCGAGGAGGAGCUGACCCGCGCGGCGCGUGAGCAGCGGUCACAGGCGGAGCAGCUGCGGCGGCGCGAGCACCUGCUGGCCCAGUGGGAGCUCGAGGUGUUCGAGCGCGAGCUGACGCUGCUGCUGCAGCAGGUGGACCGCGAGCGGCCGCACGUGCGCCGCCGCCGCGGCACCUUCAAGCGCAGCAAGCUCCGCGCGCGCGACGGCGGCGAGCGUAUCAGCAUGCCCCUCGACUUCAAACACCGCAUCACCGUGCAAGCCUCGCCUGGCCUGGACAGGAGGAGAAACGUCUUCGAGGUCGGGGCUGGGGACUCACCCACCUUCCCCCGCUUCCGGGCCAUCCAGUUGGAGCCUGCAGAAUCAGGCCAGGCGUGGGGCCGCCAGUCCCCCCGACGUCUAGAGGACUCAAGCAAUGGAGAGCGGCGAGCGUGCUGGGCCUGGGGUCCCAGUUCCCCCAAGCCUGGGGAAGCCCAGAAUGGGAGGAGAAGGUCCCGCAUGGACGAAGCCACGUGGUACCUGGAUUCAGAUGACUCCUCCCCCUUAGGAUCUCCUUCCACACCCCCAGCACUCAACGGUAUCCCCCCGCGGCCGAGCCCGGAACCCGAGGAGCCACGGCGGCCCAGCCCCUCGGAGCGCGGCAGCAGCUCGGGGACGCCCAAGCUGAUCCAGCGCGCGCUGCUGCGCGGCACCGCCCUGCUCGCCUCGCUCGGCCUGGGCCGCGACCUGCAGCCGCCGGGGGGCCCGGGCCGCGAGCGCGGGGAGCCGCCGCCAACGCCCCCCACGCCGCUGUCCACGCCGUGCGCAGCCGAGCCGCCCCCGUCCCCGCUCAUCCGCUUCUCCCCCAAGACGCCCGACGCCCCCGCCUCCCCGCUGAGCCCCGACGCCCCCGGCCCGCCCACGCCCGCGCCCCUGCUGCUCGAGCUGGCUGUCCCCGCGGGCCAGCCAUCCGCCAAGAGCCCCCGGCGCGAGGAGAGGCGCGGAAGCACUGUCUCGCCCCCACCAGGGAUAUCUCGCUCUGCUCCUGGCACCCCAGGCACCCCACGCUCACCGCCCCUGGGCCUCAUCAGCCGACCUCGGCCCUCACCCCUUCGCAGCCGCAUCGACCCGUGGAGCUUCGUGUCAGCUGGGCCACGGCCUUCGCCCCUGCCCUCGCCACAGCCUACGCCCCGCCGGGCGCCCUGGACCUUGUUCCCAGACUCGGACCCUUUCUGGGACUCUCCACCUGCCAACCCCUUCCGGGGGGGCCCUCAGGACUGCAGGGCACAGACCAAAGACAUGGGUGCCCAGGCCCCAUGGGCACCGGAGGCAGGGCCCUGAGUGGGCCAGGCUGCUCCCCCACGCUCCUGCUGCCCUGAAGGAGCCACAGCAUACACUGGAACAGGAGCCGGGCACAUCUCUGUAGUUGCCUUGGUUUCCCCCAGGGACCGCCCUCUUUGGGGAUCAGGAACACUACACUGCACAGGAACCCUUCACACUGGAUGGGGGCCUGCACCCCCCACACACCUGCAACCUGUGGGUCCCCCGACUUACCUGCCCCACUGGGGCCCGACACUGUACCCAGCUGGUUGGGAGGACCAGAGCCUGUCUCAGGGAAUUGCCCCCAGGGGUGGUGCAGGGAGGAGGGGAGGUGCAGGGGAGAGGGGCCGGCCUCAGCUGUCACCAGCACUUUUGACCAAGUCCUGCUACUGUGGCCCCUGCCCCAAGGUUCAGUGCCUGGACCCCCCCCUGCCCUGGGGGUCAUCUGGGGCCAGGGGUCUCUGGGUGCCUUCCUGCUGCCCCGGCCAGGGUUGGGGCCUCGGCCUCGGGAUCCAAUGAAGCCAAAUAAACUCCCCAAGCUGUCUCCCCAA